AUGCAUAGUAGAAUCAAGAAAGUAUUCACUUCCCUUAGGGAACACACAUGUGUUAGCUAUGCAAAAUUUGCAACCAUUGGAGGUUUUUGUGACCUUGAUCACAUUGUUGUCAAAGCCACUUCCCCUGAUGACACACCAUUGCCUGAUCGAUAUGUACUGGAAAUCCUCCAAAUAUUUUCCAUUUGUCCGUCUUCUUUUGGUCCAUUCGCGUUGUCUUUUAGUCAACGUUUUGCCAACACAAGAUGCUGGAGAGUCGCGUUGAAAUGCCUCCACCUCCUCCAUCGGCUCCUUAAGGCAUUGCCUCAUACUAGCCCUUUUCGCGAAGAACUCAUGUUGGCAAGAUCAAAUGGUUUGAUGUCUCUCUACCCUUGUAACUUCAAGGAUAGGUCUUCCUCUGCCUCUCAAGAUUACACCUAUUUCAUUUGGUCAUAUGCACGUUUGCUCGAUGAAUCCCUCGAUUGUUGUGCCACUCAAGGAAAAGAAAUCGACGAUUACCACUCAACUAGUCAUGAAAUCUUUAUUGACAGGAUGGAUGAAGUAAGGCUAAUGUUAGAAUUCUUGCCUCAAUUACAAAGCCUAAUAGACAGAGUCAUAGACUGCAGGCCAACAGGGCAAGCAACACGUAACACUAUAGUUCAAUCAGUCAUGAAACAUGUAAUUCGCGAUAGCUUCACGUGUUACACUACUUUCAGGAAAGAGCUUGUUGAGAUACUAGAUCAUCUCAUACAAUUACCAUACAUAAAUUGUACUGCAGCAUUUGAGAUUUACAAGAAAGCAGCAAGUCAAGCAAAUGAACUUAGUGAAUUUUAUGAUUGGUGCAAGUCUUUAGGACUUUGUGGCAUGUAUGAGUGUCCAUUCAUUGACAAAAUCCCACAAAUCCAAAUCACAGCUCUUGAGAGCUUCCUCAAUGGAAUGUGGCAGCAAUCGACAGAUGAUCCGUCCUCUUCAACAUCCGUUUCCUCUCUAUCAUCCAACGAAAAUGGCAACGAUUGUAAACAGAAACAGGCUAUGAUGUUGCUUGGACCCUCUAUAAAUGUUGUUGCAUCUGUGUCAGAUAAUCCAAAAAUGCAUGAUGGCAAUAUUGAUGAUAGUGAAGAGUCCGAGCAACAUAAGAAACAGAAGAGACAAUCAAGAUUUGAUAGUGAAAUGCAGCCUUUGAUACAACUUGAAGAUGACAAUCAAGAUUGGGAGACUCUUUUAGAUGCUUCUGUUUCAUUUCAAAGCACAGCUUCAAGAAAUAAUUUUUACCUACAAAACAAUGAACGGGAAAUACAAGUGUAUCAGCCAAAUAGUGGAAUGUAUCCAACUAACUCCAUCUAUCACUGA
Solanum pennellii is the source of this 1326-nucleotide messenger RNA. RefSeq names its product putative clathrin assembly protein At2g25430. The transcript has a single exon. The record is from RefSeq and is a predicted model, not a curated record. Bases 1 to 1326 code for a protein of 441 amino acids. Lineage: Eukaryota; Viridiplantae; Streptophyta; Magnoliopsida; Solanales; Solanaceae. Gene Ontology annotation, biological process: clathrin-dependent endocytosis; clathrin coat assembly; vesicle budding from membrane. Gene Ontology annotation, cellular component: clathrin-coated pit; clathrin-coated vesicle. Gene Ontology annotation, molecular function: 1-phosphatidylinositol binding; clathrin heavy chain binding; SNARE binding.